This is a messenger RNA of Kockovaella imperatae, 1095 nucleotides long. Its product is annotated as Lactonase, 7-bladed beta-propeller-domain-containing protein. The coding region runs from base 1 to 1095 and encodes 364 amino acids. Gene Ontology annotation, molecular function: protein binding; 6-phosphogluconolactonase activity. The record is from RefSeq and is a predicted model, not a curated record. Lineage: Eukaryota; Fungi; Basidiomycota; Tremellomycetes; Tremellales; Cuniculitremaceae. The transcript is spliced from 4 exons.
AUGUCGACAGAGCAUCUUUUAUUGCUAGGUACCAAUAUCGAUAAGAUCUACGGUGUCAUCUUCGACGAGAAGGCCAAGACUUUACGGAAGACUGCAGAGAAUGAACUUGCUCCAAAAUCAAGUUGGAUCAUCCAGCAUCCAAAUAUUGCAGAUCUGAUCUACUUCAAUGCUGCUGGCGAGUCCAAGCUGUUCGCUGGGACAUUUGACAGACAUGGAAAAGUGACAAUUCUGGACGAAGCUCAGCAGAGCGAGGAAUCGAAAGGUCCGUGUCACUUUGCUUUGGCUCCGGACAACUCGGCCUUGAUCGUCGCCAAUUACCACUCGGGCAAUAUCUGUAUGCUGCCUUUGAACGAUAAUGGCCGUUUCAUGAAUGCCAAGACUGAGCCGUCGCUCAACUUCACCCCACCGCACAAGCCUGUCGAUCACCCUCGACAAACUGAAGCGCACGCACAUCAGAUCGUCGUGCAUGACGGUCGAGUCUUAGUACCUGAUUUAGGAUCCAACAAGGUCUGGCGAAUUCGCCCGGGGCAUGGGGAUGAUCAGUCGAGAUGGGUUCUUGAAGGUGCUGUCGAGGGCUUCGACGUGGGUGAUGGACCUCGUCAUGUUGUGGUGCAUCCGAAUGGCAGAAUUCUCUACGUUCUCAAUGAGAUAUCCUCGGAGCUCACUGCUCAUACCCUCCCCUCCGACCCGUCUAAACCUUCAGAGCUGCUUUCACGUCAUACACUCUUACCACCUUCAGAUCAAGGGAAUGGGCCAAAAAUGAAAGCUUCAGCUCUGAUAUACCUCCCGCCCCUGGCUCCGACUGGCAAUGCCAUGCUCAUUGGGUCUAAUCGCGAUUCGCCGCGUGGCAAGGAUGCCUUGGCAGUAUUCUCCGUCGAUCCUGAGGGUCGAGUUGAGAGAGCGCCAACGCCGUGGAUCGAAGACGUUGCUCAGAGUCUACGAGGCGUAGCAGCAGACAAAUCAGGGAGAUUCGUCUGUGCUGCAGGCGAAGAGUCGGGCGGUCUGGUGGUAUACGAACGUGUGGGAAAUGUAGAAUUGCGACAAGUCGCUAGAUUGGAUGAAGUAGAAAAGGUCAUCGCGCCGCUGUGGGUGUAG